CCUGAUUGAAGAGGUUGUCUGACGCCUCAAAUUCUGGUAAGGCUUUUUCAGCUUGACCGCCAUCACAGGUUUGUCACAUAAUUCCACCAGAAGGCCCUAAACUUUCUCCUUCCCUAGUCAUUGAUCAACCAGGUGCCGAACUUGGCUAAUUCGAUAUGACACCAUCUCUCAAGCGACGAAGAGAUUGCGACAAUGACACCGAGAAUGGUACUUCAAACAAGUAUUCCCAAAGACAAGCUGUCUGUUCCGAUGGAGAAUCUUCCCCUCAUUAUUUUGACCCCGGCAUGGAGUUAGACUGGCCAAGUGACACAAGUGGCAUUGGAGAUGACAUAUCAGUUGCAGAAGGGGGGUUCGGAGAGGAAAGAAUAUGCUACGGAGCGAUCCGCGGAGCCCAGGUUCUGCUGAAUCCUCAGACUCAGAUGCCCCAGGAGACGCAGCCAUGGGCCAGGUAUUGUUUAUUUAAGAUUGAGCCUGAUGGAAGAACUCACUACUUGGUCGGUGGCGGGGAACCCAAUUCAAAGAAGAGAUCCGUCCUUGACUGCGAUACAGCCGCGGUUCUGAUGCUCACAGCCGAAAAGGUCAGAAGCGUAUCAUUCACAGCCGUCCUCGGCGUUGAUAUGUUUCGUGGCAAGCGUAAGAAAUCUGGCAAGGGUUUGCCAGUAGAAGUGUCAGUCAACAUCUACGGUCCCAGAAGUUCGAUGAGCGAAGUUGAUGGAGUUCUGUCUGAGAUUGGCACUUAUCGCACUUAUUUACAACAUCCUGCAUUUAUGGAACCUGGUAUCCCAUACAUCAACCCGCAGUUCUUUUACCCGACUUCUCAGAAGACCGAUCUCAGACAUUUGGUUGGCUCAAGCUCCCAGGAGAGCGGCACCAAAUCCAAGAUUUCUGAAGAAGUCGAAGUUGUUAUGGAAUCCUUGGACGGUUGGUCCGAGGAUAUCACAGCAGCCAGGAGUAGAAUUGACGAUCUGCAACAAAUUCUGGAUCAGUUCCUGCUUACCACGAGAUUGAAAGAGUAUGCGAUCCAGCAGUCCAGAUUGCUUACUGUUGUUACAAUGAGGCUGAUACUGGGCACCAAUAGGCAUCAGCUCAAAGGCGUUGAGUUCAUUCUUGGCCGUGAGGACGACGAGGUAGCCACGCAAAUGCACAGACACAUGCUCAUGUCGAUCCAUCAUAGCUUGCUAUCUCACUCGGACCACCCAGGUCGUGGCGGAAUACUUGCAGAUGUGAUGGGCCUCGGCAAAACAUUAACUAUGCUGAGUGCCAUUCUUUGCUCAAAACAACUCUGCCAGUUAUCCGUCAGGGACAGCAUGAGCAAUAGUGACGCUCGUGAGAACUCACUACUGAACAUCACCCUUGUUGUUCUCCCAUCUCGACAGGUGCUCGAUGUUUGGCAAAAUGAAAUCGAUAGGCGAUUUCAACCUAACACAUUCAAAACUGUUACUUUCCACGGAGAUGCACGACCGAAGAAGCGAGAACUUCUUCUCGGCCAUGAUCUCGUCCUCACAACAUAUCACACGUUAGAGAAAGACCAUAGGGGCAGGGGAAUUUUGUGCUCUAUCAAGUGGUCGAGGAUUGUGCUCGAUGAAGCCCAUCAAAUACGAAACUCUUCGAUAAAACUGCAUAAAGCCGCAGCUGCCCUUGAAAGCGAUACCCGGUGGUGUCUUACCGGAACACCCAUCCAGAAUAGCUUUGACGACCUCAGAUCACUGUUAAAGUUCCUGCGAUUUGAGCCAUUCUGCCAGAGCAACUUGUUUGAACAACAUAUAGUGAAGCCAUUCAGGGAGGACCCGCCAAACGGAUCCGAAGAGUCCCGAAAUCUGAAGAUCAUGCUCAAAGUGUGUUGCCUAAGAAGAACGCAAGCGAAGCUAGACCUUCCAGCCAGUACCAUACACAAGAUCGGUGUAACGCCCACCGAGACUGAGAAUUCCAUGUUUACAAGCAUUCUAGAUCAAUGCAGGGAAGACUUUGACAAGAUGGCUGGUAAGGAAGGGAGCUCAAAGAAGUCUAACAUCUUGUUCUCAGCAAUCAUGAAGCUCAGGAGGGUUUGUAACCAUGGAGCUAUCCCAAUCAGCAGCUCCAGCUCAAGACAAACAAAUCAGCUGGCUGUUCCCAAGACAAAAGUAAAGGCCUCACGAUCGCCGAGUGCAGAGCCGGCGUGCGAGUUUUGUGACGAAAGGACUGGUGAUUUUGAUCUUGGUGGCUUCGACAGCUGUCCUAUUUGCGGCCGGCUUCAGUUUGAGAUCAACGACGAAGCCUCAUCCCUGGCGCUCUCGCCUUGGCCUACACCAUCUCCAACACCAUCCAUGAUGGAUCUAGAUAUACCGGAGCCUACUACCAGAGAGCUUUCUAGACAAUCAGGCAGCGACUUGAAACAACAAUCUUCGAAAAUGUCAGCACUUGUCAACAAUAUCAAGACGUCAUGUUUGGACGCGGGUUCCAAGAGUGUUGUGUUCUCGAGUUGGAGAGAUACUCUUGAUGUCCUGGCCACGAUAUUAGGUGCUGAAGGCAUUGACUUUGUUCAAGUUGAUGGGCGCAACCCGCUGGCGGGCCGAACAGAGCUACUCUCAAGAUUCUGCCAGGAUCCAGAAAUCCGAGUCCUUCUGAUAUCCAUCAACACUGGCGCAGUGGGUCUCACUCUCACACAAGCAAAUAUGGUUCAUAUCGUUGAGCCGCAGUGGAACCCAGCCAUAGAAGAACAAGCGAUCGCAAGAGUCAUCAGAAUGGGCCAGACUAGGCCAGUGACCAUCUUCAAGUACAUCACGGCUGGCUCCAUUGAGAACACGGUUGUUAAAAUGCAAGAAAAGAAGACACGGAUCAUAAAACUAUCGAUGCAAGACAAGGACGGCGCUGACGCUGAUGCGAACUUGGAUAGUUUCAAGUUUGCAAUUGAUCCCAACGAAUGGGGAGUUGUUUCAUGAAAACUUCACGACCGACACACCAUUCGUGGGAUAGUGAUUAUUAGAUCUAUGUCUCCUACCCUC
Fusarium redolens is the source of this 2981-nucleotide messenger RNA. RefSeq names its product SNF2 family N-terminal domain-containing protein. The coding region runs from base 156 to 2918 and encodes 920 amino acids. NCBI's taxonomy places the organism in Eukaryota, Fungi, Ascomycota, Sordariomycetes, Hypocreales, Nectriaceae. Gene Ontology annotation, molecular function: ATP-dependent chromatin remodeler activity; ATP binding. The transcript is spliced from 10 exons. The record is from RefSeq and is a predicted model, not a curated record.